AUGGGACUGAGAGAAUCAACUUCCGGCACCGGAGAUGCCAGUACUAGUCACGCCGAAGCGGGGACAAGUGGCAGCUCCUCCACUGCCUCCGGCAGCGUGCGAAGGUUUCCUCUGGCUGCACAGCCGGAAAUUAUGCGAGCUGCGGAAAAAGACGACCAAUACGCCUCAUUCGUCUAUGACGCCUGCCGUGACGCCUUCCGCCACCUCUUUGGUACACGAAUUGCUGUUGCCUAUCAGAGUGAGACAAAACUUUUGGGGCAGAUGCUCUACUAUGUCUUAACUACGGGUGCAGGAAAGCAGACUCUAGGAGAGGAAUAUUGUGACAUUACUCAGGUUGCAGGAUCAUAUGGACUUCCUCCAACCCCUGCAAGGCGUGCCCUUUUUAUUUUUUAUCAAACAGCAUUCCCAUACAUUGCAGAAAGAGUCAGCUCACGAAUUGCUUCCCGGGGUAUUACAAUGGCUGAUUCACUAACUGAUGAUCCCUAUGAGGACGAAGUUACAUCAAACAGCCAAACUCAGUCGUCUACCAGUAUUCAAAUGCCAUCGACCUCAGCAUCAACAGGUCCUCUUUCAGCUUUGUCCAGAUUGAAAACCAAAAUUACUGGAUUGUGGUUAUAUACAGUGCAGAGGUGGCCCUCAAUGCUUCCUUUAGCCCGUGAACUUUUCAUGCUGAUUCUCCGGACGAACCUUAUGUUCUUUUAUUUUGAAGGCUUAUAUUAUCAUAUAUCAAAUCGAGCUGCUGGGAUUCGUUAUGUAUUUAUCGGAAAACCAACCAAUCAACGACCUAGAUAUCAAAUAUUGGGGGUUUUCCUCCUAGUACAGCUAUGUAUCCUUGCUGCUGAAGGAUUGAGGCGAAGCAAUAUAUCUUCCUUUACGAAUACACUUCAGCAAUCAUCUGUUGGAGCCCAUCAAACUCCCACAGGGAGAGGUUUACCUGUCAUAAAUGAAGAUGGCAAUGUGAUAAGUGAAGACUCUGGAAAGGGUAUUUGGAUUUCUGAAUCAACAUCUACAUCAGAGUUUCAGGUUGGUGGAAUAAGCAAAUGCACUCUUUGCCUUAGUACUCGUCAACAUCCGACAGCCACACCGUGUGGUCACGUAUUUUGCUGGAAUUGCAUUAUGGAAUGGUGUAAUGAAAAGCCUGAAUGUCCUCUAUGCCGUUCACCAGUGACUCAUUCAAGCUUAGUUUGCUUGUAUCAUUCAGAUUUUUAG
Fraxinus pennsylvanica is the source of this 1209-nucleotide messenger RNA. NCBI's taxonomy places the organism in Eukaryota, Viridiplantae, Streptophyta, Magnoliopsida, Lamiales, Oleaceae. The record is from the annotation of a GenBank genome assembly.